Molecule: messenger RNA, 4905 nt
Organism: Mytilus trossulus (common blue mussel)
Lineage: Eukaryota; Metazoa; Mollusca; Bivalvia; Mytilida; Mytilidae
Exons: 7
Coding region: 336-3494 (1052 amino acids)
Molecular function (GO): protein binding
Source: RefSeq, a predicted model, not a curated record
GGUUUUUGACCAAAUUAUUUCUUUGUUCACAGUGUUCAUUUAAACAUGUCAUGAGGAAGAUUGUUUUUUUCUAAAGGAAUAAAGUAGAAGAUUGAUUUCUGAAGAGACAAUAUUUGUUUGCAUAUUUUGUAUUAAGAUUGACUGUUUAAAUAAGUAGAAGUGAGGAGUUGACGGUUUAUAUUACAAGAAGUGAAGAGUAGAUUUCAUAUGAAAGAAUGACUGAACCUACAGUAGAUAGACCACUGAAACGGACUAUACCAUAUGAUUUACAGACACAAGUAGAAGAAAUACAGAUAAAAGUACCAAGAACUACAGAUUUUUGAAUAUUGAACAACAUGGUGUCAAAAGAGGAGGAAAACUUUCUUCGUAUUGUGUAUCUACACUACAGAGUAGCCACUGGAGCACUUACAAAUUUCUUUGAUAAGUUACAUCCAAGUUUAUCAGCUGAUUUGAAUAUACCAGGAAACAAGGCUAUAUUGAAAGAUCUGUAUAUUCCCCCUACUAGGAAGAAACGAGUUCUCUAUCAGGGACAAUGGAAUACUCUGUAUCCUCCUCCAGGAUCAACAACAGUUACUUCAGCAGAUUUAGACUUGACAUUAAUCGUUUGUCUACUACGUAACAUACCUCCAUUGGUGACAGAACCUCCAACUGGAUUUGAUGAUUUACCUCCUUCUCAUGACAAUAGCGACGGAGCAAACAUUGCACGCUUGAAAUAUUAUAAAAACUUUCUUGUGUCACAUUCAAAGGAUGGUACAUUACCUAAUGCAGACUUUGUGAGAAUCUGGAGUGAAUUAGAACAGGCCAUUACGGGUCUUGAUAAUUCACUUGCUACUGCUGCGAGUUUGAAAGAUGCAAAAACGAAGAUGCUGGAUAACUCGAUGGUACAAAUGUUGUCAACCCAAAUACAACUUGUCACGAAAGUUUCUUAUUUUGAAGAGGAGUUGAAACACAUUUCUUCACAUAUUGAAAAAGAUGUACAAGAAAAGAAGCAACUAAAACAGAUAACAGAAACUCUUGAUGAAAGUAUGAAAACUAAAGAAGAUAGUUUUGAAAAAGAAUUUAAAGAAUGUAAAGAAAAUGUUGAUAAGUUAUCCGAACGACUGGAUACUAGUGAAGUACAAAUGUAUGAAAGAGUUGAAAGUAUUGAACAAUAUUUAGAGGAAUUACAGAAAUUACAACAAUCUCUAUAUUUACAAUUCACUCGAAUCAAAACCAUUGCCAAAGAAAGUAAGAAAGAAAAAGAAGACUUUGUAAAAGAUGUGCAGUCAUUGUGCAGUCUUAUUCAAGUUGAUAUCACCAAACAGGAAGAAAGAAUAGCAGCACUUGAGAACUUAUCUGAAACUGUUCAGGAAAUACAGAGAGACGUUGACAGCCUGAAAAAGAAAUUAGAUACCUUGAAAGAAGAAAUAAAAAAGCAAGUUGAAGAUCAUAUUCCACCACAUAUUCGAGCUCACCAUGGACAAGAAAUAAGAGAAUGGGAGCAAGACCAAACUACCUUUUUGGAAACCAGAGCAACACGUCGCAUAAUAGAAUCUCUACCCUCACAUAACUGUAAUGUUGUGACAGGAAGCUCAGGUUGUGGUAAAUCUUCAAACAUACAUCAUGCUGCCUUACACUUACGUAACAGUUUUGGAUUUGAGAUAAUACCUGUCUUAACAGGACCAACAGAUAUUAUGAAUUAUUAUAAUGAAAACAAAAAACAAGUGUUUGUUGUUGAUGACAUAUCUGGAAAGGAAACAAUAAACACACAAACAUUACAGAUGUGGAGAGAUUAUUCAGAAAAAAUGGAGAAAAUAUUUAAAGAUGUAGAAACAGAUGCCGGAGGUAAACAUGAUGGCAAGGUUUUUAAGGUAUCGAGUCCAAAAUUGCUGAUUUCUUGUAGACUGCAUAUAUAUAAAGAAACACAGUUUCAACGUAUUUCAUUUUUCACAAGAAAUGAGUGCAAUUUAUUAUCACCCGAGUUGUGUUUGCUGGAAGAUGAAAGAAUGCAUAUGCUGCAGAAGUACCUUCCUGAUGACAUAAUUUACAAUAUAGGAGAAGUCACAGAGAAUGUUGAUUACUUUCCCUUGCUUUGUAAAUUAUCAAAAGACAAAACAUCUGAGGAAGUCAAGAAACUGUUUACAGCUCCUUUAACUAGUAUUAAAAAGAACAUAAACAACAUUAUUAAUGAGAACAAAGAACACCUCUGUGCUCUUACUCUGUGUAUCAUAUUUAGUGAUAGAUUCAAUACAGAUUGGCUGAAAAAAGGAUCAGUUUUAGUUAAUAAGAAGGACACACUUGAGGACAUUGUUAAAGAAUUUGACAUAGACUUAAGCAAAGAGAAGCAUAGAAAUUCUUUAAAAGAUGGUUUUUCAACAUUAAAUGGCACAUAUUUAAAACUGAAAGGAACAGAGUAUAGUAUGAUACAUGACAAGAUCUAUAAAAUGGCAGCUGCCAUCUGUGGACAACACCUUCCAGAAAGUUUUAUCAAAUAUGCUACCCCUGAAUUUAUUAAGAACCAUUUCAUCUUCAAAUCUAUAACAGAAAUUCAAGAAAAGGAGGAUUUAAUAGUACUAUUGAAAGAUCAAGAAGAAGAUUAUUUUGAACGACUGUUAAGUGACUUAAAAGAGCAUGUUGUUACAAGCACAUUCAAUAAUGCACAGUUAUUUAGUCAGACAUUUAGAGACAAGUUAAUAAGCUUUUUAAGAAAGAGUGAUGUAAAAACAGUAUUAAAGAGCUUUGAUACAGAAAGUUGCAUUAUAGACAUUAAUUAUGAUGAACUAGAAUAUAGAGAUAAGAAGAAACACUUUAAUACGACACCUUUAAUAGAAUCAGCAACAACGGGAUACUUUGAUAUUGUUGAAUUUCUAAUUGUUAAUGUUAAAUGUGAUGUGAAUAACGCAGACGAAAGAGGCAAUUCCCCUUUACAUAAGGCAUCUGAAAGAGGACAUACAGCUGUAGCUAAACUUUUAUUAGAGAACAAUGCUGAUGUAUCUCAGUGUGAUGUGGAUGGUGCGUCCUCGUUGUUUUGGGCCUGUUAUGGAGGACAUAAAGAUACAGUAGAACUGUUACUUCAGAACAAUGCUGAUGUCAAUCAGUAUGAUAAUGAAGGUGUGUCACCAUUGCAUGCGGCCUGUAUACAAGGACAUACAUAUAUAGUAGAACUGUUACUUCAGAACAAAGCUGAUGUUGAUCAGCGUGAUGAGAAUGGUUGGUUUCCAUUGUAUUAUGCCUGUGAAGAAGGACAAAAAGAUACAGUAAAACUGUUACUUCAGUACAAUGCAAAUGUCUCUCAGUGUAAUGAGGAUAAUAAGUCUCCAUUGUAUGUGGCCUGUAAACAAGGAGAUACAGAUAUAGUAGAACUGUUACUGCAGUUUGAUGCUGACGUCAAUGGUGGGCAUGGUAGUCCUCCAGUGUAUGCGGCCAUGAUAAUGGGACAUAGAGACAUAGUAGACCUGUUACUGUCUAAUGAUGCUGAUUUUGAUGAUGCUGAUUUUGAUGAUAAAUUAUUUUAGAUAGGUUGAAAAUGUUAGAAGCAAAAGCGAUCAGAAAUUGAGAAUCGGCAUAAGUUAUUAUGGGACCAAAACAAUUUGAUGACACUGAAAGGGAUUAUUGCCCUUAAAUAAAAAUCGUUUGACAUAUAUUUAUGUUUGAAGCAUUGAACUCAAUAUCGAUAUAUGUGUAUAUUAUGAUACAAUCUAGUUGUAAAUCAUUCUUUUUUCAGGCCAUCACGGGUCUUGAUAAUUCACAUCACUACAAAAGUCCAAAAGUCUGAAAAGACCAGUUUUUGUCUCGAUUUGCAUGAACUUUUACUCGACAAUCUCAAAAAGAAUGAAUUAUGUCUUAAUUUUUCUUGACAAAUUCUGACUUGUAUUAAAUAAGUAUGAAAUUUACUCGACAUAUUCUCGACAUUCUGAAUAAUGUCUUUAAAUUUCUCGACAGAUUCUCGACAUUCUUUUUUUUCCUCAUUAUGUCUCGACGGAUUCUCGAUAUUCUUUUUUUUUCUCAUUAUGUCUCGACGGAUUCUCGACAUUCUUUUUUUUCCUCAUUAUGUCUCGACACAUUCUUAACAUUUUGAAUUGUGUCUUAAUUUUUCUUGAUAUAUUCUUGACAUGCUAAAAUCUGUCUUGAAUGUACUUAACACUAGGUCAAACUAGUUUUCCAAUUGUUAAGUUAGAGUUAUUCCCCUUAAUGAAUUAAAGCAGAUUAUUUUUUCUUUGGAAGUGUAAGUGUAGAUAGUAGUAUGUAAAUCUAUAUUAACAUUUUUUAUGCAUUUGUUAAUCCUUCGUAUAAUAAAUAAAACAAAACUCUAGGUAUAGGUUUAGUUGCUAGCAAUAACAUUUCUCUUUUCUAGCUAGCAAUUUUAAUCAUGUUAAAACAUUAUAAAUAAACAUAUAUAUUAUAACAACAAUAUUCAAACAAAACAAAUUACAAAAUGUCCAAUACAUUAUUUAAAUGGACUGAAGUCAUAUUUGAUAUUGUAAAUCAUACAUUCUGUGAAAAAAUAAUAUAACAUAACUGAACCCCACCUUUUGAACCGCCAAAGUAUGUCUUUGCAUAUUUUACCUAUAUAUAUCUUUUCCCAAAAACAAGAACCUAUUAUACAACUUCUCUCACUAACCAUUUUUGAACUUAUAAAUACUAUAACAAUAACACAGGGAAAACCCAAAGUCUCGACAAAAAGAAAUUUAUUUUUUUCCUGCAAGAUGACAAACAGUAAAGUGACAAUUCAACAUUCAAAACAUAUUUGCCAGUUAACAAUAAAAAUACAAGACAACUAAGUUAAACAAUAAACAAAGUAUUCUUUGUGUUUCUUAUCUCCUUAAUUUAACUUGUUAAAGGGUAUUUUCUACUCUGUGUAAAAAUAACCAGCUUUUUACAAUACUAUUACAAAUUGAUUUAAUAUAAAUAAAGGGACUGAAAAAG